AUGCUCUCCUUCGUAUCAGCUACUUUUGCCCUUCUAUCGUGCUUCAUCGCAAUCACUGCUUCUCCCGCUCCGGCACCGGCUGCAGCUAAGGCUCUCGCAGGACCGUCCGGGUUCAACAUCACGAGCUUGGGAGUUAACGGCUCUGGAUGCCCUCCGGGCUCCACGUACUACGUUAUCAACGAGGACAAGUCGGCCGUCACCGUGACGUUCAGUCAAUAUUAUGCGGAAGCCGGACCAUCCAUCCCCGCGAGCGCUAACCGCAAGAACUGCCAACUUACGGUCGGAGUCAGGGUACCUGCCGGGUUCUCCUUCGGCAUCGCAAACGUCGACUAUCGAGGCUAUUAUCAACUCGAUUCCAAGGUCACAGCUGCUCAACAAUCCAUCUACUACUUCCAAGGUCAACUCCAGCAGGCAACCGCACGUUCCUCGCUCGUCGGCCCGGUCAAUGGCGCCUACUACACCUACCGCGACACCUUUGACCUCUUCACGACAGUCCUCAGUCCGUGCGGUGCAAACACGGUCCUGAACAUUCAGAGCGACAUCCGAACCAACAACGCGAACAACAAGAAAGGCAGUGGAUACAUCGCAACGGACUCAAUCGACACCAGUCUCAAGCAGAUAUUCAACCUACACUGGCAAACUUGCAGGUAG
Cyclocybe aegerita is the source of this 651-nucleotide messenger RNA. The record is from the annotation of a GenBank genome assembly. NCBI's taxonomy places the organism in Eukaryota, Fungi, Basidiomycota, Agaricomycetes, Agaricales, Hemipholiotaceae.